CAGAUGUCAGCACACCACAGAGGAACACGAGAAUUAUUUUGGCCUCUUCCUGGACAUGACUGACGAUAUGGAAUAUUGACGACGUUCCGCUAGUAACUCACGACAACUCAUGACUGCCACCUCGAAGCCUACCUGUACGAUACAAUACCUCUAGUUCCACGACUCGUGGUCGCUCCUCCGGUUAUAGAAACCUCCCUGUUGGGUUCGCCUUGCUCGUUCCUCGUCUUAGCAGCACCUCGCGCAACACAUACUACACACUCAAAAAAGUCCGCCAAGAUUGCAGCAGGGUACCACGAAGGACGAAGGCAAGCCUGGCGCUGCUACUUCCCCACCCGGAGCGACGACAUACGAAUUGAACGGUCUUCUGGCAAGAGCAAGUGGUUCCAGUGGCAGGGACUCGAGGGAGAUACAGGGACAUACAUCUACCACUUGGCUCUAGAGGUCUCGCUGGCUUUCCUUGACACAAGCGCAACUCCACGAUGCGUCUGAACAAGGCCACUGCGCUUUUCGCGCUACCUGCCACCACACUCGCGGUCACACUCAGCGACUUUAAGAGUAGUAGUGAUACCCUGAAUGUAGCGAACCUCCCCCCUGAAUGUGCGAGCGUCUACACGUCAAACAUUGCAGGGUGUCAAGCCUCGGAUUUCACUGGUGAUCAGGGCUGCAGUCAAGGAUGCGUGAGCGCGCUGGACGCCAUGGUGGACACAGUCAAGAGUGCAUGUGGGAACGAGCAACUGGAUGGUACGAGCAUCAUCACGGUGUUUCUGACCGGCGACGGACCCUCGGCGAUUUGCCCCAAGACUGCAGCAGGGUCGGCGCCCGCUGUGAGCAGCUCGUCUCCCUCGAGUCUGCAACAGACGACGCAAGCUACCAGCACAUCUAUCACCAUGAGUGCUUCCAGCAAUUCGGAAUCAGUGACGACUUCCACUAUGCAAUCGCAGACGACUACAACGAGCAGUCCAAGCACAACAUCAGCAGCCACGAGUGUUCUCGUUGUGGACACGUCAAGUGCAGCGAGACCAUCGCGGACAGGAAAUUCACAAUCAGGCGCCGAUGACCACAGCGGGCAAGGGAGUCCCUUUGACACGCCAGGAAACUAUUCUGGCGCAGUCGCCGCGGCGUCUCUCUGUUUCACGAGCUUUGCGGUCACAUUCGCAGCAAUACUGAAUGCGGCACUGCGAUGACAUCAAAUCAACGAUUUUGAUGGACCGAGGAAAACCCUGCCGUGGUGUAUCGCGCAAGACAGGCCUUGCCCAAGGUUGUUGGCGAAGUGGUCGUAUGAUAUAUGCAUUGAGCGUUUUGGCGAGUGAUGAAGCAUUGCUGAGUACCUAAAGGUACCUUAUCCGAACAUUGUUGAAUGCUCCCAGUUGGAGGAUCAAUGAUGGCAACUGCAUUGUUGUAUAGGGAGGUAGACUUCUGUAUACAUGGAUUAUGGCACAGAUCACGUAUGGAAAAUACUGCAAUGCAGGAUUCUCUCCGUCAUCCUCUUACCUCGGGCGCAUCAGCUUGCACAAGCGACAAAAGAAAGCAUGCGCCCGGGAAGAUAAGGCAGUGCCGAGGCGGAACGCCAAGGUACUGGUGGUUCUAGGAGGUACUGAACAAUACCUGGUCUCGCUCGCUGCAUUAGCAGUAUCACGAUAACCACACCACGCAAAAAUACUUCUUCCAUGGUCGGGUCUGGCCAGUAUAGUAGUGACGGUUGAUGAAUAC
Molecule: messenger RNA, 1710 nt
Organism: Sphaerulina musiva SO2202
Lineage: Eukaryota; Fungi; Ascomycota; Dothideomycetes; Mycosphaerellales; Mycosphaerellaceae
Exons: 1
Coding region: 480-1184 (234 amino acids)
Source: RefSeq, a predicted model, not a curated record